Messenger RNA from Symbiodinium sp. CCMP2592, 7809 nucleotides. NCBI's taxonomy places the organism in Eukaryota, Dinophyceae, Suessiales, Symbiodiniaceae. The record is from the annotation of a GenBank genome assembly.
AUGCCGCUGUCCAGGCCCCGCCCUCUUGGGGGAGACGGUGAGCUCUUGUCGCCAGAAGCGAAGAAGAUGCAGCAAGAGCUCCCGAACCUGUCUGAGGAUGACACAAUGGCCAACGCUGCCAUGUGCUACCUCAGUCCGCUUGGCCAGCGCUCCAAAGCCUUGAGCGCCACAGUCUCGCCGAAGACACCCCGGCGGCCAAUGAUGCUCCCAGCCCUUUACUCCCCCCAAUCGUCCGACGUGCGGAGGACAGUGCCGAGUGGGCUAAAAAGCUCCGGCGUGACAUCCCCCGGGACCAUCGUCCUGGCGCCACCCAGGCCGGUGGGCCACGACUUAGACCUUCCGAUGAUCGACCAGAUAUGCCGGUCGUCAUUUCAAGCCCACAAGGCCCUGCUUCAGUGGCAGCGGCGGGCUUUAGCGGCGCAUCGAAGGGCCUGGGACAAAGCCGAGAAGCUCGAGGCGGCCAAGCGGGCCUUCAAAGCCCCAUGCCGACAUCUGCUCUGCAGCUUCGAAAGGUCCGUGGCCGUGAAGGUGCCGAAGGAGGAUGUGUUGAUGGGCCUGGAAGUCCACCGGGCGGUCCUAGAGGACGCGUUGAUCCAUCUUGCUGAGACGGUACAAAAUAUAAUCGUGCAGAGGAGGAGCUUUGAAAACGUUACCGAGGCCCACUACGACACGAUUAUACGGUUCGGCCAGAUUACAGAGCAAGUUGACGUAUAUCACCCUGUGUGGGCAGAUUUGGUCGAGUACUACCCGGAGUUGUGGACUGCUUUUUCGGACGUCGCGGAAGAGCCUGCCACUGGGUCAGGAGCUCGCUGGAGGCCGAAAGCCGCAGCAAAGGCAGCUGGGUCGGGGGGUGCUGCUUCUAGCGCACCACAGGAGGAGGAGCAGCCAGCCGAAGAAGCGUCAGCCGCGCCCGCCGAGGGUGCAGCCCCUGGCGCACCGACACCUCCGAAGGCGCCGGCUCUUGGAAUAAGGGGACCCACGCGGGACCUUUAUUACAGGGGCCGGAGCGACCCGCUGAGGCAAAGGAGGGUGCCAGCAGAGCCAGAACAGAUCAUUGAAGACACUGGCGCGAGAGCAUCAUCCGAGCCACCGGCUGCCGAGGGCGAGGUGGAUCUGUCGAGAGCCGGCGGGAAUCCGGCAGAAGAUUCCCUGCGAUCUGCCAGGCGUGUCCGCACCCCGCCGGCGCGGCGAGCACAAGAGGAGGCACGCCUGGAGGAGCUUAGGCUCCGCGGCUCGGUGUUUGCCUCUUUUAGGGACGCCGAAGACGCGGAGCCCGAGCAGGCAGAGCAAGCAGCCGGCGAGGAGGAGACCGAGGAGAUAGAAGUAGAGGUCGAGGUUGCCCAAGGUGACGACCGGGGUGCUGCCGAAGGCGCACCAGACGACGAGCCAGCAACCGAAGGCCGACAGGCAGAAGGCGCCGAGGAGGAAGAGGCAGCAGAGGAGGACGAGGCAAUAGACGUGCACCCUGCCUCGGAGGCAACAGUUUCUCCAGCCACCUCGGAAGCCGCAGCCCCAACACGAGAGAUCCGUGUGAAUCUUGGCAGGGACGACGCGUGGAUCGACCCCAGUUCCUACCGGGAGGUCUACACAGCUAGCGCACCGGCAACACCCAGGGCACCUCCACAAAGGCGACCGUUCCGGCAGGGCGAGAUCGUGGAAGCCGAGGUGGAAGAGACAGCGGCCUUAGGCACCCGGUGUCCCCACCGCAGCCAGCGCACCAUUGAGGGUGCCGCGCCCGCCUCCAAGGUCACGCGCACCGGUGACGAAGGAGAGUCUGCCAAAGACGCGGCAGCCACAGCCGCGAGCACAAAGGCUCCACCGCCGAUCGUCACAGGCAAUCGCCAGAAGCUAGCGUACCACGCGUGGGCGCAGCAGACGCGUGACGAGGAGAACGCCGAGGCCGCAGCUUCAAGCGCGGCGGCUGCCAGUUCUUCGCAGAGGGUGCUUGCUACGCGCACCGAGGCCACUAUCGUAUUCGACUGGCACCACGUCUUGGACAAGGCCUGCAUCGAGUCCAGAGGUGCCACCUGGGACACAAAGCCUGGAUCCCACGGGUACUUUAAUACUGAAUUUGUGGCCGCGCUAAAGGAUUUCUGCGAGGAACACAAGCCACUGCGAUUGGCAAUUCUGAGUUACAGCACGCAAUCCACCGCUCCUUGGUACCGCUUCCAUUUCCUUGAGGAGGCCCUAGAGUGCUUAAGGGUGGCGUUGCCUUUGAGCAUCAACCUUAGCAUUGGGCAGACGUACCAGCGCACAGGACCGGACGGAAAAGCGCAGCAAUUGUGCCAGAUAGUGCCGCCAGCAAGCGUCGUGAUCGACGACAACCGAGGCAUUAUCAAGGAGUGCGCCAAAACCGGCGCACUCACGGUACAGGCUCAGAAGGGAGGAGGCGUCGACCAGUUGAUCUACGAGCUCAACCAGGCAAGUGCUCUGAUCAAGCGGCGCACCGGGCCGGCUGCUCCAGCCUGCGUGCCGCCACCGUUUUGCCAGCUUGCGGUGCCCGAGGGUGCCGCCGUGACACACGCCCACCACGCCUCCGGCGUUGCCUUGGGUGCUGCGUCCCUCGCGCACCAGGCUGCAGAAAGGGCACAAUACCGCGACGAGGCCCAGACGAUUGCACGGGCUGCGCAGGGUAUCGUGGAUGAUGCUAGGCUAGCAGACGAGAUGGAGUCGAUGCAGCGGCGUCACGAGGAGGCAAUGGCCGUCAUGGCCGAGCGGCUCACCCGGAUCAGGCGGAUCAUCCAGCUCAUCGUCCUCAUCUGUGAUGAUCCAGCCCCUGACGGUGAUGGGGCCGCAGCUUCAAGCGCGGCGGCUCCGAAGACCAAUGCAGAGCUUGAAGAGGACACCAUCAGAGUGAAAUCGCUUUCUGAUUUAUCCUUCCCAAACCCGCCACAAAACGCAGCGCAAGCGAGAGGGUUUGUGAAUCAGACCUUGAUGGCCAUUGGAAAGCUCCAGAAGACCCCAGGCGAUGAGGUAUACAUCUGGGCACAAGAUUGCCUAAAGAAGGAGCCUGCCGCACUUUGUAAGGAUGGACGCUUCCCUCGCCUUGACCGCGAGAUCGCCGCUAAGCUUAUCAAAGUGUGUCGCCACGGUCGCUUCGGGUUGCUAUUCCAGCAGAUGGUUGAGUCUGAAAGGCUUAAGUCGGGUGGCAUGCCCAAUGGGCGCUGCAUGCUGCGCGCCAUAUACAGUCACUUCCAGUUGGAACGUGAUCGUAUGGGUAUGUUAGCGGAACGUAACCUCCUGAACAUUAGGAUCGGAGGGGAUGGUAUUUCCCAUCUGGAGGCAUUUCGUGAUAAAUAUCACUACGUCGCCAAUACCAUUCCUGUAGAGGAUCUCCCUAAGGACAGUACGAUCUUCAAUCAUCUUAUCGAUGAGUUCGAAAAGGUUUCAGUUCUUAAGCCCAAGGUAGAGAAGGCAAGGGAAGCAAGGCCGGGAUCACACCGUCGCACCGCCGCAUGGUUGUGGAACCGCGUGGACAUUGCAAUCGACUUGCACCAGCAGCGUGUCAAUCGACAGGAGUUCGAUAAGUCCUUGCAACAGAAGCCAGAGACCUUGACUUCCACCUCCCAGCCUUCAAAGCCAAGUGUGCCCGCAACACCCGCACCGGGUGCUGCCGCAGGCGCACCGAAAGGAGGCGCUACCGACAAGCCGCCGAAGAAGGAGAAGAAAAAGAAGAAAAAGAAAAAGAAAGACGAGGGCGAACCCGAGGUUGAGGUCCCAGGCGCACCUGCCCCAAAGGGCAAGGGCAAAGGCGGAAAGGGCGGAAAGGGCAACGGAACACCACGAAGCCCGAAAGGUGGUGAUACGACGCCCAGAUCUGCUCAGGCCAAAAGCGCCAGGAACAUGACCCCGGAGGAGAAGGCCAAGACACCGUGUAUGUUUUGGGCGUUCGGCGCCUGCAAAGGCGACCCCUGUCCGUUCCUUCACGACAGCAAGAACAAGUACACUGGUCCUAAGCCCAAGUCACUCGCAAAGCCAGACGCUAAGGCUAAGCCUAAGGCAAAGGCGAAGGCGAACGCUGCAACGGCACCGUUAAUCAAUGCUCUCCCCGCCGAGCUGAACCAGGAUGGCAAGAUCACUUGGCUUUGGGACACGGCAGCAGGUAGGCAUUUGAUAGGUCGCCAGGCGCUUUCCUCCAAAGCCCUUUCCUGUGUCACCCGCUCCGAGACACCUGUUGGUUUUGCCACUGGUGGCGGCGCGCGUGAAGGCACUCACAGCCUCGCGUUUGAGGGCAGCCGGUUGUUACCUUCAGAGGAACAGGUCUACGUGCUUAAGGAGUGUCCACCAGCCUUUUCUGUAGGUAAAGCUGUCCUUGACGAGGGAUCCUUGUUUGUCUGGGACCCUCGAGAACACCGUCCUUACUUUGUGAAGAAAGAGGACGUGCACCGCUGCAAGCUUCGUAUCCCGCGCAAAGCGAGGAUCAAUGCGACCAGGGUCGUAGAAUAUGUCCCUCAGUUCGAGGAGACAUUGCGCCCGGCAGUAAGGGAACAGAGCCCAAGCCUAAGUCCCAUUACUGCAUCGGCAUCCCCUGCGCCGAAGGAUGAUGAUACUGUGUCGUUCAGCGAUUUCGAGGUCGCAGAUCUCGAAGAGGCUGAAGCGAGCUAUCCUCGCACAACCUCUGGCGAUUAUGAUUGGGAAGCCGACGUCGUCGAGAAGCAUGCAGAGAAGAAGGCUGAAGCAAAGCGGCUUUUUCGUGAAGGCGCUGUAGGUGAGACAGCUGCCAGUGAAAGCUCCGAAGAAGAACUUUUUCCUGAACUCUUCAAGGGAAAGCCCGCAAGUACGCAACAGCCUGCCGAAGGCACAACAGCAAAGGAGGCUGCCUCAGGUCUAAGAGCAAACGAGAUGUCGCCGACCUGCCUCGUUAAAUUAGAUGAAGCUGGCGAGUUGAUCGUAGCGGCGGAGGAGGACGGCACCGCUAGGGGGGGUCACACAGUGGGAGGCCCUCACAAAGGAGCCCUUCAAUGGGAAGAGGGUCUUUUCCUAGGGUGGCGGAUAGACGCAGGCAUGCGCUAUCGCAAUGUUGUUAAGGUUCUAGACUACAAUGACUUUCGUGGUAAACGCAACACGUCUGUCCACGACGUGCCAGAACCUGAGUUGUACAUAGAGGACGGUCCGCCCAUCUUCCCAGUCGCGAAUGCAACCCGCAAGGCGCUAGUAGACGGCUCCACCUUGAGUGCUGCCUCCGGCGCACUACCCGAGAUCCCAUUGCGGGAGAUUCCCUUUGCUCUUGAAAGCAUCGGGCCGCCGGCGCCCAGAACACCUGGCGUUAGGAAGAAGCUGCUGCAAGGAGGGCUGCGCUUCGCGCCCUGGGUGAGUCACCAGAGACUCCCGCGCUGCCUUGCCACCGUGCACUGCCAGUACCACGAGCUUGGAGUACCCCACGUACGCCUCGCCAAAGAAACUUUGGACGUUGAGAACGAGCUUGUGGCUGCCCAGCUGCACGAACAGUUCAGUGCGUGUCCUAAGAGUCACCUCUGGGUGUCUCUGCCGUGCACCUCUGGAUGCCAGUGGCAUCGCGUUCAGCUUAAGAGAGGUGGCGGUGAGUAUCGCGCACGACUCCUGCAAAAGAUUCAUGGGUCUAAGAAGUUGUUCGCACAGUUUGUUGAGCAUGCUAAGACCGCGCUUGACCUCGGGAUUGACGUCACGUUUGAGUGGCCGAGGUAUUCCGAUUCAUGGAAGAGGCCUGAUGUAAAGGAGUUCUUUAAGGCUCGGGGAAAGGAUCUUGAACUCACUGGGUUGUACACGCAAGAGAUGUGUGAGCGCAUCGCCUUUGCCAUCAACCCCAGUAGGGCCUAUAUCUCGGUUCCUGCGAUGCCGGUCUUACCCACUUCCACAACUACUGAACACCGCGAAAAGGAACAGGAACUGAAGCACGUUUCCGCUCUCAGCGGAUACGAGGACCUUGCCGCAGUAAUAGAGUCCGACCAGGAGGCUUCUAAGCUUGUAGAAGAAAUCGUCGACCUUUCCGCCCUUAUGUGUGCAGUCCAUGGCAUACCUAAGGAGGCACCCUCAAAGGAAGUGUCUGCAAUGGUGACGAAACUUCUCUCUCGGGCCGAAAUGCUCUCCUCACCUGAGGCCCUCAAUGCGGUGAAACAGGAAGCAGACGGUCUUCGCGCAGUUCCUGUGUGGGACGAAACGAACCCGCAGGAAUACGCUAGCGUCCAAGCGCAAGCGCGCCGCACGGGCACUAAGGUACACUUCGGCAAGCUGAUGAGCAUUGCAUCCAUUAAGUUUUGGGAACUUGCCAAGCACCUUCAGAAGGUUAAAGGCCGAAUCGUGUACCGAGGUGACUGUGCGAAGGACGAAGAGGGCGCCGCAGCGGUUUACAGAGAGUUAGGUGCAAACCCCACCUCUGUUCAGGGACUUAAUGCCUGUUUAGCUUACGGUAGCUUACCUGGCCAUCAGUCUAGUGCCGCAGACGCCGUCAAAGCGUAUGUGCAAGCUCUUCUUAAAUCCAAGUACCAAACUUGGAUAGAGCUACCACCUGAACUUCGUCCUGCUUGGUGGCGUGAGUGUUUUGCAAAGCCAGUAGUGCUGCUUCUACGCGCGCUGUACGGCCACCCAGAAGCAGGCGGACUUUGGGAGAAGCACCUUAAGGAGGUUCUUAGGAAUAUGGGUGGACAAGAACUGCCGGAAUAUCCAGGUAACUUUCGGUUUCCUGAGACUAAGCUCCUUCUUUCCACUUACGUUGAUGAUCUUACCCUCUCUGGACCACAGGAGGAGCACCAGCCGUUUUGGGAUGCUUUGUGUAAGGUUGUUGAUGUAGAACCCCCAGAGCCUGUGUAUCGGAUCUUAGGUCGCAAUCAUUGCACUAUCAACGCUGAGCCUGAAGGCACCGAGAAUGCUGCCCUAGGCGCAUUAAGGGGUGCCAUGGCGUUUGAUAUGUUUGACUACGCGCAACAGACCGUAGACCUUUACAAGGGCCUCACUGGCCUUAAGGCUCUAAAGCAUGCUGCCACUCCCUUUGCUCCAGAGGCUUCACUUCCAGUGAGCCAAGAGGAGAUCGCAGGAGAGCUUGCUCCUAAUGCAUGUAAGGUGUUAAUGAAGGCCCUUUGGCUAGGCAGACUUGCGCGUCCUGACUUAGUCAAGCCGAUAGGUGACCUCGCGACCAAGGUGCAAAAGUGGUCGAGGAACGAUGAUAAAAAGCUUCUUCGUCUGAUAAGCUACAUCGAUUCCACUAAGACCCACCGCCUUGUAGGCACUGUAUCGGACGGGCCAAGGGAGCUGCAUCUUGCGCUCUACGUUGAUGCCGACUUUGCAGGGGAAAGGGACGACGCCAAAUCCACCAGUGGAGGUUUCUUAGUCCUAAAAGGUCCCAACACCUUCUUUCCUCUUGCAUGGGUGUCUAAGCGCCAGACGUCUGUGAGUCGCAGUACCACAGAGUCUGAGAUUGUGUCUUUAGCUCAUAGCCUCUUCCAAGAAGCGCUUCCGGCAUUGCAGCUCUGGCAGACCAUCCUCGACUAUCCGAUCAGGUUAAUCAUUCAUGAGGACAACCAGGCUACGAUCCUAGUUGCGAAGAAGGGCUAUUCGCCGAAGCUUAGGCACAUAGCGCGCACCCAUAAGGUCAAUUUGGGUUCCAUCUCUGAGGUGAUUGAUGAGGAUGAUGUAGACAUUGAGUAUGUCGAUACAAACUUGCAGGCUGCCGACAUCUUCACCAAAGCACUUCCACCACAAAAGUGGGAUAAUGCGUUGAAGUUGUUAGGCAUGCGCCAGAACCUUCCCGAGAUUCUGGUUGACACGAGACAGCUCAAGACCAAAGCCGGUAGUGGCCCUACCACCUCUCCCACUUCAGGGUCUAGUCCCAAGUAG